Molecule: messenger RNA, 1325 nt
Organism: Polyodon spathula (Mississippi paddlefish)
Lineage: Eukaryota; Metazoa; Chordata; Actinopteri; Acipenseriformes; Polyodontidae
Gene: acbd4
Product: acyl-CoA binding domain containing 4
Exons: 9
Coding region: 235-1236 (333 amino acids)
Biological process (GO): fatty acid metabolic process
Molecular function (GO): fatty-acyl-CoA binding
Source: RefSeq, a predicted model, not a curated record
CCUCGCCUAGAGGGUAAAGGGCAAAGUCUGCUGAUGUGUUGGGUAGCGCACACUUACAAUAUUUACUGAUAUUAAUAUUAUUAUUAUUAGUAGUAGUAGUAGUGUUGUUAUUAUCUCCGUGUAUGAACCCAGUUCCCGAGGAGGUCUUGCAGAACCCGCUAUAAUGGCAGUCUGGGGUCUGCGCACGGAAGGGUGAGCAGGUGUGAUCACCGCAGCUGAUUGACAGGAGCAGCGAUGGCUGUUGCAGACCAGGACUGCGAGAGGCGUUUCCAGGCUGCCGUCAGUGUGGUGCACAGCCUGCCCAAGAACGGACUCUACCAGCCGUCCCACAAGGUCAUGCUGCGAUUCUACAGCUUCUAUAAGCAGGCCACCUGCGGCCCCUGCACAGCCCCCCGGCCGGGGUUCUGGGACCCCAUCGGCCGCUACAAGAGGGACGCCUGGAAGCGGCUGGGAGACACGAGCAGGGAGGGGGCGAUGAGGGAGUACGUGGAGGAGAUGAAGAGAGUGGCACAGGAGGUCAUCGACACUGUGCCCAUGAAUGAGAAGACAGCCUCCAUGUUCCAUCACUUCCAGCCUCUCUACCGCGUGAUCCACGACAUGCCCAGGCCUCCAGACACUCUCCUCCAGCAGAUCGGGGACGGAGGGGCGGAGUUUAACCAGGAGAGUAACCAUGUGACCAGCGACUCGGAAAGCGAGGUGUUCUGUGACUCCAUGGAGCAGCUCGACCCCGACAAGCAGGGGGAGCCCUGGAAUAAUUCUUCAGCAUCAGAGCUCCAGAGCCCUCUCAACCCUGUCGCCGUGGCAACACAGGCAGGGGCGGGCCAAGGCGGAGAGAGGACGGGCCAAGGAGAGGGAGAGCUGGGGAGGAAGAAGGGCGCUUUGCGGGAUGGACGGCAGAGUCACUGGAGUGAGAGACAGCGACUGAGCUCAGGGAGCUUGGCCAGGGAUGAGAGGGGCAUUGCAGGAGCAGGGGGAGGAGGACCUGAGAGAGGACACUGCGGCGCUCUUGAGCAGCAGAUCACCCUGGCGCUGCGGAGGCUGCAGGAGGACAUGCACUGCGCCAAGGACAGGCUGCAUGCACUGGAGCAGAGAGCUGACAUGCAGCAGGGCCCCUCCUGGUGGCUGCCUGCUCUUUCUGGACGCUCCCUCCUCUUCCUUCUGAUCUGGCCUUUCCUGACUCAGUGGAUGACUCACCUCCUCCGACGUGGGUACAAGAAGGUGCAGCAAGCCGCAUGAGAGGAGAACCUAGCCCAGCCCAGCCCAGCCAGCAGCCCAGCCCAGCCCAGCCCAGCCCAGCCCAGCCCAGCCCAGCCCAGCCCAGCCCA